This is a messenger RNA of Oppiella nova, 606 nucleotides long. NCBI's taxonomy places the organism in Eukaryota, Metazoa, Arthropoda, Arachnida, Sarcoptiformes, Oppiidae. The record is from the annotation of a GenBank genome assembly.
CGAGUGCACGCCUUCGGGGGCACCGGCUUUAAACUGGGCUCUACUUCGCAGGAGUCGACGUCCAUUGCGGGCCCACCCCUACCACAGAGACAACCAAAUCCGGACCGAGUGUUGAAGUUGUGGUCCAAUGGGUUCAGUGUAGACGACGGCCCUCUCAGGGAUUACAAAGACCCGCAAAACGAAGAGUUUUUGAAAUCUGUUGGUCGCGGAGAGAUUCCCAGAGAACUGACGCGAGAAUCGGGUGGAAACGAAGUGCAUUUAAAUCUCGAGGACCACAAGACUGAGCCAUACGUCGCCCCUAAGAGACGUGUUCAGGCCUUCGCUGGCGAGGGAUUCCGUUUGGGAAAUCCCACGGCAGAAGUGGUCACAACUAAUACUCAAUCCAAUGCGACGACGGAUCCCAAAGUGUCUGAAGCGGAAGCGCUGAACAAUCUGAAUGUGAACCCAAGCCUUCCCACCACUAGUAUUCAGAUACGACUGUCCGACGGAUCGUUUGGUCGUAAAACUAAAUUUAGUUCAUACUAUCGCUCACAUCAGACAAUAUAUCUGUAGCUCUCGUCCGGCAUACUCUGCACAGAACUUCGUGCUGAUGACCACAUUCCCCAA